This is a messenger RNA of Haemorhous mexicanus (house finch), 3608 nucleotides long. It is a transcript of the gene STK32C, whose product is annotated as serine/threonine kinase 32C. Gene Ontology annotation, molecular function: G protein-coupled receptor binding; ATP binding; G protein-coupled receptor kinase activity. The transcript is spliced from 12 exons. NCBI's taxonomy places the organism in Eukaryota, Metazoa, Chordata, Aves, Passeriformes, Fringillidae. Gene Ontology annotation, biological process: G protein-coupled receptor signaling pathway; protein phosphorylation; regulation of signal transduction. The record is from RefSeq and is a predicted model, not a curated record. The coding region runs from base 71 to 1336 and encodes 421 amino acids.
GGCGGGGCCGGCCGCGGGAGCCGCCGGGCCGGCGGGGAGAGGCCGCAGGGCAUGCCAGCCGCCUGCCCCGAUGUUUCACUGGAGCAAGUGGAAGAAGAGGAUGGGAGCGAGCGCCUCCUCCUCCAAGAGACCCGUCUUCGACGAGCGAGAGGACGUGAACUUUGACCACUUCCAGAUUCUCCGGGCCAUUGGGAAGGGAAGCUUUGGCAAGGUGUGCAUCGUGCAGAAGAGGGACACGGAGAAGAUGUACGCCAUGAAGUACAUGAACAAGCAGCAGUGCAUCGAGAGGGACGAGGUACGCAACGUGUUCCGAGAGCUGGAGAUUCUGCAGGAGAUCGAGCACGUGUUCCUGGUGAAUCUCUGGUAUUCCUUCCAGGACGAGGAGGACAUGUUCAUGGUGGUGGACCUGCUCCUGGGAGGUGACCUGCGCUACCACCUGCAGCAGAACGUGCAGUUCACUGAGGAGACAGUCAAACUCUACAUCUGUGAGAUGGCGCUGGCCCUCGACUACCUGCGGAGCCAGCACAUCAUCCACAGAGAUGUAAAACCAGACAAUAUCCUCCUCGAUGAACAAGGUCAUGCCCAUUUAACAGAUUUUAAUAUUGCAACCAUCAUUAGGGACGGGGAAAGAGCGACAGCAUUGGCUGGGACAAAGCCAUACAUGGCCCCGGAGAUUUUCCAUUCCUUCCUGAGCGGCGGGACGGGCUAUUCCUUCGAGGUGGACUGGUGGUCCCUGGGAAUCAUGGCCUACGAGCUGCUGCGGGGCUGGAGGCCGUAUGACAUCCACUCCAACAACCCCGUGGAGUCCCUGGUGCAGCUCUUCAGCACCGUCAGCGUCCAGUACUCCUCAGCCUGGUCCAAGGAAAUGGUCGCGCUGCUGAGGAAGCUGCUGACAGUGAAUCCUGAGCAUCGCUUCUCCUGCCUGGCGCACAUCCAGGCCUCGGCUCAGCUGUCAGGCGUGGUGUGGAGCGACGUGAGCGAGAAGCGUGUGGAGCCAGCCUUCGUCCCCAACAAGGGCCGCCUGCACUGCGACCCCACCUUCGAACUGGAGGAGAUGAUUCUGGAGUCAAGGCCCCUGCACAAGAAGAAGAAGAGGCUCGCAAAGAACAAGUCAAGGGAUAACAGCAAAGACAGCUCUCAGUCUGAAAAUGACUAUCUCCAGGAAUGCCUUGAAGCUAUCCAGCAGGACUUUGUCAUCUUCAACAGAGAGAAGCUAAAGAAGAGCCAAGAGCAGCCCAGCGAGUCCGUGUCUGCCUCUGAGACCACUGAGGAGGCCGAGGCCGAGGCCGAGCCCCUGCACAUGUGCAGCUCCGUGUGCUCCUCGGGCAGCAGCUAGGCCAGGGCCAGCCCGCCCACCCUCACCUGCCCUCAGGUGCGCUGAGCACCCGAGCCCGCCCCGCUGCCCCCGGACAGCACCGGCAGCUCCCCCUGAGAGCUGGAGGGAGCCAGAUUCAUUCCCACAGGACUGCCCUGGGCCAUGGAUGGCCAGCCCAGCUCCCCCUGAGAGCUGGAGGGAGCCAGAUUCAUUCCCACAGGACUGCCCUGGGCCAUGGAUGGCCAGCCCAGCUCCCCCUGAGAGCUGGAGGGAGCCAGAUUCCCACAGGACUGCCCCGGGCCAUGGAUGGCCAGCCCCGAACCAUGGCUGCCUGUCGGGGAAGAUACAGGCUAUGCAACGUGUCAGGGGAGGAGAUCAACUUACUUAGUCUUUCUGUUUUAAUGUCAGGUUGCUGAUCUACACGUUUUUAAUGCAGUGAGAGGACAGGGAACGAAGCCAUGUCCUUGGGCCCCACGGGGAGAGACAAGGAGCAGGGAGACACGGAGCAGGGAGGAAGGCCAAAGAGUGGUGUUUGGGCUUGACUUUGUCACUCCGUGUUCACAAAUGCUGCUCUGGGGAUGGGCAAUCCCUGUGCAAACCAGAGCAGCCCCGGGGCUCUCUGGCACCAGCUCCUGGGAGCCUCCAGCUGCUUGGGUCCUGCAGCACAAGGGUGUCCCAGGCACCUUGUCCCUGUGUCACCUGUCAGUUCCUUUCCCGAUUCAAGGCAAAUAAAUGUUUUGUGUGCACUCCAUGGAUUCUUCAGGGGCUGGGUAAUGGUUCAAUGCAUAUUUGAGAUGCAGAAGGCAUUUAAAAUGUUUUCCUCCUUGACGUGGCUGCUGCAGGCAGUAAGGAGCUGUGGGAUGGGUUGGAGGGUCUGCCUCCAUGUGCCCAGGCUCAGAGGACACCGUUUAUCACAGGCUGAGGUUUUGUUGGAGGCAGAGUGGGAGGCCUUGCAAGGCUGCUUGGUUAUGAAAGACAGGAAUAUUGUAUUUCACCCUUCGAUUUACUUUAUUUUCAGUGUAAAGUACAAGUACUGUAUAUAAUUUGCCAAUACCUGUCUUAACUUCUUAAUAAGACGGGAAAUCUUCCCUUGCUCCAGCUGUGGGUGUUGCCUUUCUUGUUGCAGGGGCCUUCACUGUACUGGUUGUUGAACAACCCCUGCUGCAGAGGGGUUUUUGGUUGCUGUGAACCCGAGCCCACACGACUGCUCCAGGUGCACGGUGGGACCACAGUCACCAUCAGCCAUCAGCAGUGUCUGCUGCCAGACACUGGCAGGCUGCAGUGUUUGCAUCCCUGCUGGGCAUUCCUAGUGCAGAAAUGGAUGGGAGAUGUUUCACAGAUCGGAUUCUGUCAGGACCAGUUUUGCUGUGGUUUUUGUUUCCAUGAACAAACCAGAAAGGCAGAAUGGUACAAAAUGAUCUUCCACAGGCAAGGGCACAGCAUGUGUGUCUCCCACAGUUUUAUGUGGGAAUCAGUGUGUGGCUGCACUUGUGCAGAGAUGUGUUUUCAUGGAAGUCUUUAGGGGUGUGCAGGAGGAGGGGAGCUGCAGCUCUGUGUCCAGUUGCAUGGUUACUUUCAGGGCAGAGCCAGGAGAUUCUGUCAGGCCCGGGGUCCCUGGUGUCAGCCAUGGGUCCUGCACACCCCAUGCCUCGUUAGGAGCUGUGUUAAUGAUGGCUCAGGGGCUGUGGUCAGUCAUUGAGUGAGUGCUGAAAUCACUGUGUCCUCCUGCUCAUUCUCCCAGCUACAGGAGGGCACCUACCCUGGCUCUGAUCCCAAGCUGUGCUGGGGAACCUGCCCUCUCUGCCCCCAGUAACUUCCAGUCUCUUUACUGGGUACCAGGGAGGCCUAAUUACCUUGUCUCACCUGUCAGAGCUCACCUUUGUGUGCAGGCCUCGUGCUCUGGUCCCUUUGCUGUGCUGAGCAGCCCCUGCUCCCCUGCUCUCCCUGGUCCUCUCCCCGUGGCUCUGUGCUCACCUUGUGUCUCCAUCCCACAUCUCUCAGCUGGAACCCCAGCUCUAUCCUGGCACAGCAGAUGAGGCUCAAGCCCUGUAUUUAUUCAGGAGUUAUGAAUUACAGGUGAUUUACUCUAGCAGUGUGGGUAGGAUUUUACAGUGAAUUCCGUUGCGCUAUUUAGAAACUUCCUGUAAAUAACACCAAAAUUUUGGACUAUUGGAAUGAUGAGGAGUGGUGCUUUUUUGACCAAACCAUCCCACAGAUGAGUGAUGAAGAUCCAUCCUCUUCAGCCAGAAGCUCCCAGGCCAGGAGAGGUGUUGGCAGUUACAUGGGUAAUGGA